AUGGGAAUGUAUCCAGAAGAAGAAGUUUCAAGCCAGAUGGAUUCCAAAAGAUCCUUGUUUUCUUCAACACCAGAAUCACCCACCACCAGCAGACCAAGCAGCAUGGUGAUUAAGAAAGUUCACAGAGUAAUUCCAGCACACAUAGUAGCAGAAGCAAUAUCAUCACUCCAUGGACUCGACCUGCGAUGGUCUGGUCCAAUCACUCCAACCGAAAUGCAAUACGUAGAACAAUACGUUGUCGCGAAAUACCCAGAGUAUUCAAACGUCGAAAAAGGAGAUCAACGAUCAGGAAAUCUCAAUGAUCUUUGCAUUAAAGAUGAACCAUCCGAUAUCCCACCAGAUUUCAAAGGAAAAUCACCUCGUCCAACAUCAUCAUCAUCGAAUUGUAAUCUCCCUGAUAUGGAUCAAACACGAUUAGAACCAUCAAGAUUACUCGAUAUCCUAUCGAAAAAGUCAUCCUUUCUUGGCAGUUUCAUCUCCAUACCCGAAAUUCAAGCUCAAAACAGAGUAUUAAAACAUUGUGGUUUACCCAAUGAAGAAUACUUAGUUUUGUUCACUCAAAGUUAUAAAGAUGCAAUGAUGUUAGUUGGAGAAAGUUACCCGUUUUUUAAAGGGAAUAUUUACAUGUCGAUAUUAUCGGAAGAAGAGGAUUAUAUAAGGGAAUUCGCGAGUUAUAAGGAAUCGAAAGUGAUUCAUGCACCAGAGAGCUGGUUGGAUUUGAGGAUAAAGGGAUCGCAACUUAGUCAAUAUUUUAGAAGGAAAUGUAAACAUACACCGAAAGGUUUGUUUUGUUAUCCGAUUAAAGGGAAUGAAAGUUCGUAUAAUUCGAUGCAUUGGAUAUCGGAAGCGCAUCGGAAUUCGUGGCAUGUUUUGUUGGAUGCGACAAAUUUGGUUGUCGGAGAAGAUCAGUUGAAUAUUGUUCUACAUCGGCCGGAUUUCGUGUUGUGUAGUCUUUAUAAUAAUAGUAAUACAAAUAAUUCUGGUUCUUCAAAAAUUACUUGUCUUCUUGUUAGAAGAAGAUCUUUUGAUUCUACAACAACUUCUCUUUCAGGCAACAAAUGAGGUAGUUUUAUUUGUA
Messenger RNA from Impatiens glandulifera, 1078 nucleotides. RefSeq lists its product as uncharacterized. The record is from RefSeq and is a predicted model, not a curated record. Bases 1 to 1062 code for a protein of 353 amino acids. The transcript has 3 exons. Lineage: Eukaryota; Viridiplantae; Streptophyta; Magnoliopsida; Ericales; Balsaminaceae.